GACCGGUAAUGCAAGGAACGUGCUGACAACAUGGAAAAUGAUAUACUAGACUCUCUAGAAGAUUUAAGGUAUGAUGGCCCAUUGUCAGAGGAACAGGCAUUCAAUGAUGCUGUGGAAGCAGGACCUGCCUCUGUGGAGUACACUAAGCUGGUAGCCUGGCUGACAGGACAACUUCGAGACUUUUGUGGUCUGGAAGAGUGUGCUAAUGCCAUCAACAGUCCUGAUGAAGCCUCCAACUUUAUUAUGGAACUCGGAAGUUGUUUGCGAGAAUUAAAUUGUCCAUAUAAGGAAUUGUUUGAGGGAACACAAGUCUCUGACAGACUCAACACAAAGAAAAGUCGACUACAGUUGCUUGAUUACCUUACAUCAGAGCUUGCCUCAGUGAGGAUGAUAGCAGCUAAACAACCAAGUCAGCUGAAGGCCAACAGUGCCCCUACCUCCACAAAGCCUGUAGAAAUGAUAGAGAGUGAUGUAGCCAAGCAUCUACGUAUCCUUUUAAUAGCACUUGAGAUCUCUAAACCUCCAGCCAGUAUUACUUCGUUUCAACUCUUCAGUAAAGUAGAGGCUAAGAUUCAAGAUCUUGUGAGUAAGUUCCCAAAUCAGGCAGGUACAUCUUUACUGAAGGCUCGCCUGUCUGAUAAACAGUGGGAUCAGGUGCUGAAGAUAAACGAGGCUUUAUGUCGCGAGUACCAGACAAGGCGUGAAAUGUUAUUGAAACGUCUAGAUGUCACGGUCCAGUCAUUCAUGUGGUCAGAGAAAGCCAAGCAAAAAGAAAAUGAUAUUGCUGCAGUAUAUCAACCCGUUCGAAAAAGUCUUCAGACAAAACCAGCCAUAGGAGUUGCUCAAAUCCUUUCAGCUAGGGACGACUUGACACGCCUAGAGAAGACUAGCAGUGGUGAUGCCAGGGAGAAAACAAAGUGUGCCAUAAACAGAGUCCUCAUACCAAAGGUACCAGACAGAGGAGGUCGGGCAUGGGAACUAGAGCCACCUCCGCCAGAAAUGCCGUCCUUUAUGAAGAGGGAGGCGGCACCACAGCGACCACAAAGUGGACAUGGAGGUGGUCGGGGUCGAGGAGGUGGAGGUGGAGGUGGAGGAAGAGGAGGAAAGGUGCAAGGAGGAUGGGGUGAUGCAAAUCCCAACCAACAAGGUGGCAACUGGGGUCAAGGUGGCGGUGGUUACAACCAAGGGAGAGGUGGGGGUGGCUAUGGUAACCAGGGCGGUGGCUAUGGUAACCAAGGUGGUGGCUAUGGUGGUCAAGGAGGAGGCUAUGGUAACCAGGGUGGUGGCUAUGGUGGCCAAGGAGGAGGCUAUGGUAACCAGGGUGGUGGCUAUGGUGGCCAAGGAGGAGGCUAUGGUAACCAGGGUGGUGGCUAUGGUGGCCAAGGAGGAGGAGGAGGUUAUCAUCAAGGUGGACAAAGUGAUAAUUAUCAAGGAGGAGGAGGGGGUGGAGGACGAGGGGGUAGAGGAAGAAAAGGAAGUGGUCGAGGUGGCAGAGGACGAGGUGGAGGAUACUGAUUGAUUGCAAUAUUUUAUAAUGAAUGUAAUCAAGCUUCUGAUUGGUCAUUUGUUUUGAUGAAUUGUUGGAAUGGAUGAGUAAGAGAUUGAGCGCUUUGAAAGCAUAAUUGGUGUUAUGUGGUGUUUGGUAUAAUACAUAAAGUGGUACAGUGUAUACUAGUGAUCCCUGCAACAAGACAAGCCAAUGAUGCCUGUAUAAUCACAGGCAAGACAGCAUCUGUUGAAUUCCAUAAAACCUAGUCUUGUUAGAAAUGGAGUUGUAUUACUAGAUAUAAAUAGCCUUAUUUUAGAUUCUCUAGCUUCAACUUCUUACAUUGUAAACAUAUUUAUAAACUGACAGGUACAACAAGGUGAUGGGAAAGCUAUGGUGUGAAUUAUGUAGCUAUAUCCUGUCACUAGAAUUAUAUAUUUUUAAUAUUUGAAGGAAUUAAGGUCUAAAAAUAUCCCGGUAUUGGGCAUUAGAGCAAUAGGUUUAGGUAAUUGAUAGUGAAAUAUAGGACGGUUGUUUGGAGGCAAGAGUUUGUGGUCUUUAUCAGUUAAUCUUGCAAUCUAAUUUAUAGUUUCUUUUAACAUUUAUUGUCUUAUAACUUGAAGUUUAUAAUAUAGGACUGGUAUUAAGUUCCCAACAGAUAUAUUUACAACAGAAGCUUUAACCUGCCAUCUGUGUCUGAUAUAUCCUCUAAUGUUUGUUUGUUUACAGAGAUACUGUGGUCUAGUUUAUAUUUACAUAUAAAUGUAAAGAUAUGUAUUGUUAGUGAAUGUUUUUAUCACCGCCCAUUUAUUGGGCGACAUUACCUCAAAUCUUACCACUAAAGUACUAGAAUGUUGUUUGAGCUCACUGUUAUUUGUAUAGAAGUAAGAAAUUAUUAUACAAAGUGUUACUUAUACUCAGACCUAAGGGUAUGCAAUAAAUUGUUUAUAACAGAGAAUUCACAAUACUGGCAUUUCCCUCUGUGUACAGUUCAGUGUUUUUUAUUUCAAUACACUCUGUUAUUUGAUAUUAACUUAUUUAAUAAACUGAAUGCAUUUUGUGUUUAUCUUUUACAAGAAAGCUCUUGGAAAACUGAAUUAGUAUGAUUUUACAUGCUAAAAAAGUUUUGAAUUUUGAGUCUUCAAUUCUUUGAUUGGAUGAAAAGUUUUGAGCUCAAUAUUACUGCUGCAAUAUUAUAAGCUCUAUCCGGCCAUUUCUAACCAAAGUGUUGUUGAAAUGUUUCUGUUUUAUAUUCUUCCCAGGUGUAAAGUGACACUAUGAAAUGUAGAAAGUGCUAUUUUGUCCUAAUCAUACUUGAUAAUAUUGUAAAAAGUGUGAUAGCUAAGAUGUUAAAAGCCUCAUGGUUAGUGAAUGAAUUUUAGUGCUAGUUUUUACCUCUCUGCUAUUGCAAAUAGAAAUACAUAUAUAUGUAUUUUAAUAUUAUUAUAUAUGAACAAAUGCUUCAUGACACCUUUUGUUUUGGACCCCCCUAUCAGACCUAUUACAGUCUCUUGUGUGUAUUUAGAAUUGGGACAGGGGUAAAAUUACCCUGUUUCCAGUGUUUUGGACCUCUUGUCUCUGUGGAUCUACUUGGAGAUCUGUACUGAGGGAGUAGGGACAGGAGUUAACUUCACCUCUUCUCUGUGUAUUGGACCCCACUAUCUCUAACUCAGUUUCCAUCUGCCUAGGGAAAGAGGGACAGGGGUUAACUUCACCUCUUCUCUGUGUAUUGGACCCCACUAUCUCUAACUCAGUUUCCAUCUGCCUAGGGAAAGAGGGACAGAGGUUAACUUCACCUAUUCUCUGUGUAUUUGACCCCACUAUCUCUAACUCAGUCUCCAUCUGUCUAGAGAAUAAGGACAGGGGUUAACUUCACAUCUUCUCUGUGUAUUGGACCCCACUAUCUCUAAUUCAGUCUCCAUCUGUCUAGAGAAUAAGGACAGGGGUUAACUUCACAUCUUCUCUGUGUAUUGGACCCCACUAUCUCUAACUCAGUUAACUUCACCUCUUCUCUGUGUAUUGGACCCCACUAUCUCUAACUCAGUCUCCAUCUGUCUAGAGAAUAAGGACAGGGGUUAACUUCACCUCUUCUCUGUAUUUGACCCCACUAUCUCUAACUCAGUCUCUGUAUCUGUGUAGGGAAUGAGGGACAGGGGUUAAUUCACCAAUUCUCUGUGUGUUGGACCCCACUAUCUGUAACUCGGGUUAUCUGCAGCUUUCCCUUAAAUAUUGAACCCGACUCUCUGACCCCAACCUUGAUCACGCGAUCUACUGUUACAGAUGUACAAUACUGGUAUGUUUCUCAGCAAACAUAUUUCAUGCCAAUGUAGUUUUUAACUUAUGCAAACCUAAGAAUAAAAUUUAUGAAGUA
This is a messenger RNA of Ylistrum balloti, 3857 nucleotides long. Its product is annotated as protein FAM98A-like. Bases 31 to 1515 code for a protein of 494 amino acids. The record is from RefSeq and is a predicted model, not a curated record. Gene Ontology annotation, cellular component: tRNA-splicing ligase complex. The transcript is spliced from 11 exons. Lineage: Eukaryota; Metazoa; Mollusca; Bivalvia; Pectinida; Pectinidae.